UCAAUUUCACCUAUAUAUAUAUGCUUCUAGCAAUUUGAGAUUCUUGCAUGCUUUGGUUAGAGUUUGAUUUCGGUAUAGGAAAAAGUGAAGCUAGCAAGAACGAAAGGUUUUCGGUUUUCCAAUGGAAAUGAAGAAUGAGGAUCAGAUCACACAACAGGCUCAGAGACCAAAAUAUGAUUGCCUUCUAUUUGAUUUAGAUGAUACUUUGUAUCCUCUCAAUUCUGGUCUUGCAAAUGCAAUUGACAAAAAUAUUAAAGACUACAUGGUCGAGAAGCUUGGCGCAGAACCAAGUAAAACUGGUGAAUUGGUCAACCUCCUUUACAGUAACUAUGGAACUACUAUUGCUGGUCUAAGGGCUAUUGGAUAUGACAUUGACUAUGAAGAAUAUUACAGUUUUGUUCAUGGGAAAUUACCUUAUGAGAACUUAAAGCCAGACCCAGUUCUGAGGAAUCUGCUGCUGAGUCUCCCCUAUAGAAAGCUUAUUUUCACAAACUCAGACAAAGUCCAUACGAUUAAGGCACUUGAAAGACUUGGGUUGGAAGACUGCUUUGAAGGAAUGAUAUGCUUUGAGACCCUUAAUCCUAUCCAAAAGAGCACUGUUUUUUAUUAUGAAGCUGACAUAAAGUUUGAGGGUUCAAAGAGCAUAAAUCCAACACCCAAAAAUGGUGUAGAAUGCUCUGAAAUCUUUGACAUCAUAGAGCAUUUUGCUCAACCUGAACCCAGUGCAGUCCUGCCAGAGACACCAAUUAUCUGCAAACCAUCCGAACAUGCCAUUAAAUUGGCCCUCAAGAUGGCCAACCUUAACCCACAAAGAACCUUGUUCUUUGAGGAUAGUGUCCGCAACAUACAAUCUGGAAAACGAUUGGGCCUUCACACUGUGUUGGUUGGUAGAUCCUACAGGGUUAAAGGUGCUGAUUAUGCCAUGGAAAGCAUUCACAACCUUAAGGAGGCAGUGCCUGAACUGUGGGAAGCUGACAUAAAAGCACAAGUUGCAUGCCCGGGAACUGAGAAGCUUGCAGUGGAGACAUCAGAUAUAGCUUGAGACUUCGCAAGAAUGCCCCUUUUAGUAUCGUUAAUAAAUUGAAAAUCUAUGUAGAAAUAAAGAAGCAGUCAGCCACAGGGUUUUCCAUCUUCAAAUGUUUUUUUUUUUAAUCUAUAGGAUCAUUGCAUUCAAUAUCAGAGAUUUGAUAACAUUCACAGAUCCUAUUCAAUCAAUGAGUUAGAUUUCUUCGUUCAUUUUCAAAUGAGUAGUGGUUGGUUUGGUUGAGUGGAAGGACUGUCUUGCCUUGAGACCAAUAAUGAUAUUGCUAUAAGCAAACCGUUAAUAGUAGACGGGCUUCACAUGUUGUAGUUAUUGUACUUGAUGUUAAUGCAUGGUUCUUAACAAAAUAAAACGUUAGUAACUUA
This is a messenger RNA of Glycine soja, 1407 nucleotides long. RefSeq lists its product as uncharacterized. The coding region runs from base 122 to 1042 and encodes 306 amino acids. Lineage: Eukaryota; Viridiplantae; Streptophyta; Magnoliopsida; Fabales; Fabaceae. The record is from RefSeq and is a predicted model, not a curated record. The transcript has 9 exons.